AAAAUUGUUUUCAGGAGAUGUGAGAUGGGCUUUUCUGUAUCUGAUCUAUCACAUGCUCGAAUGUCUGCGGAUAAAAGGAACGAGGCGACAGCUCUGCUUUGCUGAUCGAUGAUUCCGGAAUCUAGGGAUCGGUCGUCGAUGUGUGUGGGCUGGGCGUCUGCGGAAGCGCAGCCUCGUGGUGUCUGAGGAGACCGGGCCGCCUGUCUUCUCGAUCGACGCGGGAACGACGCGGGCUGCCGUCUGCCGCCGACUCUAGGUGGUCCUGGGCACGUGUCCCGCCGCCCUCCCGCCCGCCAUGGCGCAGCUCCAGACGCGCUUCUACACCGAAAACAAGAAAUAUGCAGUUGAUGAUGUUCCCUUCUCAAUACCUGCUGCCUCUGAAAUUGCUGACCUCAGUAACAUUAUCAAUAAGUUGUUGGAGGGCAAAAAUGAAUUCCACAAACAUGUGGAGUUUGAUUUCCUUAUCAAGGGCCAGUUUCUGCGAAUGCCUUUGGUCAAACACAUGGAAUUGGAGAAUAUCUCAUCGGAAGAAGUCGUGGAGCUGGAGUAUGUUGAGAAGUACACUGCACCUCAGCCAGAGCAGUGCAUGCUCCACGAUGACUGGAUCAGUUCAGUGCAAGGAGCAGAGGAAUGGAUCUUGACUGGUUCUUAUGAUAAGACUUCACGAAUUUGGUCCUUGGAAGGAAAGUCGAUCAUGACAAUUGCAGGACAUACCGAUGUUGUAAAAGAUGUGGCCUGGGUGAAAAAAGACGGUUUGUCAUGCUUAUUACUGAGUGCUUCUAUGGAUCAGACCAUUCUCCUAUGGGAGUGGAAUGUGGAGAGAAACAAAGUGAAAGCCCUGCACUGCUGCAGGGGUCACGCGGGAAGUGUGGAGUCCAUCGCUGUGGACAGCUCAGGCACUAAAUUUUGCAGUGGCUCUUGGGAUAAGAUGCUAAAGAUCUGGUCAACAGUCCCUACAGAUGAAGAAGACGAAGUGGAAGAAUCUACAAAUCGACCAAGGAAAAAGCAAAAAACAGAGCAGUUGGGAUUAACAAGGACUCCCAUUGUGACUCUGUCCGGCCACAAAGAAGCAAUAUCCUCAGUUCUGUGGUCAGAUACUGAAGAAAUCUGCAGUGCUUCUUGGGAUCAUACAAUUAGAGUAUGGGAUGUUGAGUCUGGCAGUCUUAAGUCAACUUUGACAGGAAAUAAAGUAUUUAAUUGUAUUUCCUAUUCUCCACUUUGUAAACGUUUAGCUUCUGGAAGCACAGAUAGGCAUAUAAGACUGUGGGAUCCCCGAACUAAAGAUGGUGCUUUGGUGUCACUGUCCCUAACUUCACAUACUGGAUGGGUCACAUCAGUAAAGUGGUCUCCCACUCAUGAGCAGCAGCUGAUUUCCGGUUCUUUAGACAAUAUGGUCAAGCUAUGGGAUAUAAGAAGUUGUAAGGCUUCUCUUUAUGACCUGGCUGCUCAUGAAGACAAAGUGUUGAGUGUUGACUGGACAGACACAGGACUACUUCUGAGUGGUGGAGCAGACAAUAAAUUGUAUUCCUACAGAUAUUCACCUACCACUUCCCACGUGGGAGCAUGAACAUGAAUGAUGAUCUGUUUAGAGUUUCUGUCUGUAAAUGAAACUGGUAGAGAACUGUCAGAUCACACUGAUGCGGAUGCAUAUAGUAUGUAAACAUUUAUACAAUGUUUUCAUCCUUCAUAAUAG
Messenger RNA from Ochotona curzoniae (black-lipped pika), 1693 nucleotides. It is a transcript of the gene WDR12, whose product is annotated as WD repeat domain 12. The record is from RefSeq and is a predicted model, not a curated record. Gene Ontology annotation, biological process: maturation of LSU-rRNA from tricistronic rRNA transcript (SSU-rRNA, 5.8S rRNA, LSU-rRNA); ribosome biogenesis; maturation of 5.8S rRNA from tricistronic rRNA transcript (SSU-rRNA, 5.8S rRNA, LSU-rRNA). NCBI's taxonomy places the organism in Eukaryota, Metazoa, Chordata, Mammalia, Lagomorpha, Ochotonidae. Bases 296 to 1567 code for a protein of 423 amino acids. Gene Ontology annotation, molecular function: protein binding. Gene Ontology annotation, cellular component: preribosome, large subunit precursor; PeBoW complex. The transcript is spliced from 13 exons.